AUGAACCUGUCGAGGAAUUCAACUCUGGUCAACACGACCAGCGACGAUCAGGAAUCGGUGGCAAUUGCACUGUCGAGUAAUGUGACAUAUGUGGUUGUUGGCGUUGUGUCGAUCGUAGUUCUGUUGCUGGCGCUCAUCCCUCUGACGGUGGACAGGAAAUUUAUGAAGAAGACCAUCCUCUCACAAGGCAAGUCUCAUAUGUUGAUAUUCUCUUUCUAA
Molecule: messenger RNA, 219 nt
Organism: Soboliphyme baturini
Lineage: Eukaryota; Metazoa; Nematoda; Enoplea; Dioctophymatida; Soboliphymatidae
Source: the annotation of a GenBank genome assembly